Molecule: messenger RNA, 621 nt
Organism: Coregonus sp. 'balchen'
Lineage: Eukaryota; Metazoa; Chordata; Actinopteri; Salmoniformes; Salmonidae
Source: the annotation of a GenBank genome assembly
AUGGAGCUUUUCGAGACCAACCCCUACUUCUUCCCCGACCAGCGCUUCUACGAAGGGGGGGACAACUUCUACCAGUCCCGGCUGCCGGGCGGGUAUGACCAGGGGGGCUACCAGGAGCGCGGGGGCUCCAUGAUGGGGCUGUGUGGGGGUCUAUCUGGGGGGGUCGGGGUAGGGGUGGGUGGAGGUAUGGAGGACAAGGCAUCCUCCUCUGGUCUCUCCCCCCACCCGGAGCCCCAAUGCCCCGGCCAGUGCCUACCCUGGGCCUGCAAGCUGUGCAAACGCAAGACUGUGACCAUGGACCGACGGAAAGCGGCCACGAUGCGGGAGAAGAGGAGGCUGAAGAAGGUGAACGAGGCAUUCGAGGCCCUGAAGAGGAGCACCCUGAUGAACCCCAACCAGAGGCUGCCCAAGGUGGAGAUCCUGAGGAGUGCCAUCCAGUACAUUGAGAGGCUGCAGGCACUUGUCUCCUCCCUCAACCAGCAGGAGAACGACCAGGGAGCACAGGGCCUACACUACCGCACCGGACCUGCCCAACCCAGGGUGAGUAGGAGACAGGGACGGAGGGAGGGAGGAAGGGAUGGACGGAGUGAGGGAUGGAGGAACCACAGCAACCUAGAGUAG